This is a messenger RNA of Penicillium subrubescens, 905 nucleotides long. RefSeq names its product acyl-CoA thioesterase. The transcript has 2 exons. Bases 96 to 641 code for a protein of 181 amino acids. NCBI's taxonomy places the organism in Eukaryota, Fungi, Ascomycota, Eurotiomycetes, Eurotiales, Aspergillaceae. Gene Ontology annotation, cellular component: mitochondrion. The record is from RefSeq and is a predicted model, not a curated record. Gene Ontology annotation, molecular function: fatty acyl-CoA hydrolase activity.
AGCAGUCAUUCUUCCUUUCGAAACCGCUGGACGGUAUCAAGAGUUGAACAUUCAAUCAAUUUAUCCAAUAAACCCCAAUAUCCACCCAUACAACCAUGGCAGCUUCAGACAUCCAGGCCAAGAAGAGCCGCAAGCGCAGCGACUAUGGCUACCACCAAGUCCACCAGACAAGAUGGUUCGACAACGACAUGUACGCCCACCUAAACAAUACCGUCUACACGGCCCUCUUCGACACAAUCGCCAACGCCUAUCUAAUCGAGCACUGUGGUCGAAACCCCUUCAGCGUCAAUAACCCCACACCCACACCCAGCAUCCCCUCCUCCUCCACUGGGCAAGAAUCCACCCUCAACAUCGGCGACGACCAAAUUGGUCUAAUCGUCUCCACACACUGCGACUUCUUCGCCUCGGUCGCUUUCCCGGAUAUACUGGAGGUGGGGCUGCGCGUUGCCAAGUUAGGCUCAUCGAGCGUUACCUGGGAGAUUGGGGUUUUUCGGAAGGGGGAGGAGGAUGUGAAGAUGGUGGGGAGUUAUACUCAUGUUUUUGUUUUGAGGGAGACUAUGCGCGUUGGGAAGGGGGGAAUGGUGAAGCAGGUGAGGGAGGGAUUGGAGAAGUUGCUGAAUUCGCCGGGGGCGAAGCUGUGAUGGGGACGGUAGGUCUGGUGAGGUGUGAUGUGAUAAGAAUUGGAUUGGGUGUACGGAGAUAUAAUGUACAUGUGCAUGAUUUCCGUAUGCAGAUAGUGCCAUAGGGAUAUUCCGAUUUUGAGAUUAAGCAGUCUGGAACCUAAGAUAAAGCUAUAGCUUUCUAGGGCCUAGAUGCGCCCAUUGGGUUGCAUAUCUGCAGGCGUGUCGAGAUACGGUGCAGGAUAGAUUAUGCAUAGAGCUGACCGGGACUGAUGUGAGUAGAUG